This is a messenger RNA of Amyelois transitella, 3278 nucleotides long. Its product is annotated as probable peptidoglycan muropeptide transporter SLC46. Lineage: Eukaryota; Metazoa; Arthropoda; Insecta; Lepidoptera; Pyralidae. Gene Ontology annotation, cellular component: membrane. Gene Ontology annotation, molecular function: transmembrane transporter activity. The record is from RefSeq and is a predicted model, not a curated record. The transcript has 8 exons. Gene Ontology annotation, biological process: transmembrane transport. The coding region runs from base 149 to 1660 and encodes 503 amino acids.
GAGCAGGAAAAUACAGCAGAAAAAUAUGUAAUGGAAAAAGUUUUUUUUGGCGCUCGCUCGUCUUAGUUGUUUUUGCCGAAAUGUGAUAUCACAUUUUUUUUCAUAUUGGUUAUCAAUGAAGUUGAAGUGAUAUAAGAGAAUUUUCAGAAUGACUGGAACCAUAAUGGAAAGUUCUGAAACUAUGGCAUCGGCAGAACAGGCCACAGAAAGAAGAGCGAGCACAAAUGCAAUCAGUGAAUCCUCUGAGAGAUCAAUAAGUAUUAUUUUAGAAUUCAUUUUAUUUUUGAUCAUGGUGGCCUCCACACUGUCAUCAACGGCAAUAAGUAAUAUUGUCUUGUACCGUACCUGUGUCCAUUCCCUGCACCACAGUGUAGAGGAAUGUCGCCCAUUCCUGUCUCCAGAUAAGUCUAAUGAGACGAAGGACUUGGAAAUAGAAGUACAGAGAUACUUUACUUAUGUAUCUACUGUGACAACUAUCAUAGAUUCUUUAGGGCCAGCAUUAUUGUGCUUAUUCUUAGGAGUCUGGUCUAAUACAUAUGGAAGAAAACCUUUGAUAGUAUGGCCUUUAUUUGGUAAAUCCUUGUCAGCAAUACUGACUGUCAUAUAUGGCAUGAUGGAUGGCUUGGGCCCUUGGUGGACCAUAGUGAUGAUCAUUCCUAGUGCAGUAUCCGGCAGUCUAAGUGUAUUGAUUGCCGGAAUCUACUGCAGUUUAAGUGAUAUGACUACUGAAAAAUCUCGUUCUAUCAGAAUGAUGACAAUGCAAAUUGCCGUAUCUGUCGGAAGCGUGGUCGGUUCGCUGGUCAGCCCGCAUCUACUGAAAUCAGUGGGCAACGUAUAUGUGCUUCUGAUAGCUGCAACACUUAACGUUAUAAAUUAUGCUACAACUAAUAUAUGGCUCCAAGAGUCGCUGGUGGGAGCCAUUCCGGGAUCACUGUCAUCAGUAUUCGACUUUGCAUUAGUAAAAGAGAUGGUAACAGAAUGUUUCAAACGCCGCCCAAAUAAUAUGAGGGCUCAGAUACUUUUGUUGACUGCUGCCAAUAGUUUGAGUAUUUUUGUACUAUAUGGCCUGGGAGGCUUAGCAUACAUGUACACUAGGAGGAAAUUGCAUUGGGCUUUGAAAGAUUUUAACCAAUAUUCGGCCAUCAAUGUGCUUAUAGUUUUUAUUGGAUCUUAUGUAGGUGUAGCCAUCAUCCAAAAGAGGUUAAAACUGAGUGACCUGUCUGUCUCAGUAUUAUCAUUCGCGUCUGCUACUGCAGAUUACGCAAUAAAGUCAUUUGCUGUUGUCUCUUGGCACAUGUAUCUCGGAUCAGCCGUAUCACUGUUCGGCAGCCUCUCAGGUCCGCUCAUCAGGUCUUUCUUUACGAAGAUUCUGCCUGUCGAAGAAAUUGCUCAAGUGUUUGCGCUGCUGAGUGCUAUUGAAGGAAUUGUUCCUUUGAUAUCGCCCGCAAUGUACAAUGCAUUGUACAAUGUAACAUUGUCAUCUUUCCCUGGGGCUAUUAUGCUAUUGACAAGUUUUAUAAACGGCAUCUGCAUGAUUUUGCUGAUAAUCGUUAUAUACCUAAGAUGGGAAUCGCCGAUGAUAUCUUAUCAGUCAGUUAACUCUACCGAUGCCGUUGACAAUGAAGAAGAUGAAAAUAUUUCAGGAUUGGGACCAGUAUAAUCUAUAUUAUUUAAAAAGCGAAAGUCAAUAUGUUUUUUUAAUUGAAAACUGAAUUUACUUUUAAGUGCGAAAAGCGCAUGGACUUAUGAGCAGAAAAGCCAGUUAAAUAGUGAGGCUUGCACGAGCCAUCUUAGACCACCAUAUUGCAUACAUGUAAUUCUACCUACCAUCAGAGCGAUUGAGGUCAAAAACAAAACGCCGUCUGCACCACUAGUUCCAUGAAGGUAUUUUACCUAGCAUAAUUAGGCGCACCAUUUAUGACACCAGAACAAGCACUUUCCUGAUAUUCCCAAGGAGUCCUGGCCAGGUCUUAAAUAUACACAUAUGUGGCAGUCCAAGCAUAAAGGUACCACUUGGGUGGUAUUGAGUUAAGGCCAUAUUUGGAUAGUUAAAUAGUUGGUUGAUCAUAUGGAAUAAAAAAAAAUUAAUCAUAAUAACAUUUAUUGGAAUAAAAAAUUUUCAAAGUUCACACUUACAAAAAUCAAAUUGUUGGGAAACAGGCAUUGAAAGUUUAAGCUGUAUUAUCUAAAGAUCUAGUUGUCAGUUACAUAGAUUAUAAUUUAUUAUUUUAGAGCAAUAUGUUAAGUAUAAAAUGAAUUAGUUAAUGUUAUGGAAACAUUAUCGAAUAAAAAAAUAGAAGCUUAAAACUAACUUUAUAAUAAGUUUAGUAAAAGAGCCCAGUUGAAUACAAUAAAAUUUUUAACUGUAAUAGCUAGAGAUCUAGUUGUCAGUUACAUAGAUUCUUAUUUAUUACACCAAAUAAACUGACUUUGAACCCUGUCAAAAAAUAUAAUGGCCCUAUCUGUUGAGAGCUAUGUGGUAAAUGAACUUGCUGAGCAAAAUCAAAAGAGUAUUUUUUUUUGACAAACUGCGCAAAGGUCAGUUUUCGGUUUCUGCACAACAACAUUUGGGCAAAAUGUUUCCCAGAGGUCGUACCAAGUACUCCUACCAACAGGAAUAUUAUUCAGUGAAAUUAGUGAAUCACAAUAUGUUUUAUAAACGUAUGAUUUGGUCAUACUGCAAGGAAGUAUUACUAGAUCAGAAUUAUAUCGGUGACCUGGUAGACGGCCAAGUAAAACUAAACCUUAUCAUUGGAGUACUGUUUUAUAUAAUUAACUGCAUCAGCUCUGGUUUGUAAAUUAUAACAAUUGUAAGGAGCUUUUCGUGACUUAUGGACAUUUGGCGCGACACCAUUAGUCAAAAAAUCUCUAUUAUAAAAUAUCGCUGUUGACAGUAGAUGUCUUUGUGGUUGGUUAAACAUCGACAUUAGUUGUUAUUUAACUCAUUAUCAUUAUAGAAUUCAAUUUCAAUCAUUCAAUUUAAAGAGUGUUGAUAACUGGUCCCUUUUCACUAAACAUAUAAUUGCAAUUUUCUCACGUUGUGUUCGUUAUUUACAGACGAUUAUUAUACGAAAAUGUAGCCCAUUGCAUGUUGCAUUAAAAUCCAUUAAAAUCGCAUAAUGCCAAUUUUCCACCUUUUUUCACAAAAUCUCAAAUAUCUCGGAAACUAGAAAGUGCUCAGUGGGCCCUUUUCGCUUGGACGGCCACAUAUCUUUAGCCUAUGUAAGUGUUCUUUUAUAUUUUAAUAAAAAAUAUGUGAUAUAAAACUAAACAAUAAA